Messenger RNA from Pteronotus mesoamericanus, 1214 nucleotides. It is a transcript of the gene CCDC74B, whose product is annotated as coiled-coil domain containing 74B. The coding region runs from base 15 to 998 and encodes 327 amino acids. The record is from RefSeq and is a predicted model, not a curated record. Lineage: Eukaryota; Metazoa; Chordata; Mammalia; Chiroptera; Mormoopidae. The transcript is spliced from 8 exons.
GCAGCUGCGGAUACAUGAGCGGGGCAGGGGUGGCGGCUGGGCAGCGACCCCCCAGCUCGGGGCUCCAGGGCUCCCUGGGGGCAUCGCGCCCGCGCCAGCCCCAGGUCCCCCAGCACUCGUGGCAGCACAGCGCGCAGCUCGGGUUCAGCGAGGCGCAGAAGCGGGUACUGGACCUGGAGAAGAGCCUUCAGUUCCUGCAGCAGCAGCACUCGGAGACACUGGUCAAGCUCCACGAGGAGAUUGAGCAUUUGAAGCGGGAGAACAAGGAGCUCCAUUACAAGCUAAUAAUGAAUCAGAAGCUACAGAAGAGAGGUAGCACCUCCAAUUCCAACUUUCAGUCCGUCAAGUCCAUCUCAAAUUCAACGGUGUCAGCCAACUCUCAAGGCAAGGCCAGGCCUCAGCCCAGCUCCAAGAAGCAAGACUCGAAAGUGGAGAUUCCCCAGAAGACGGAUCUGGAAGAGAAGCCCCUGGUUGCUGCCCUGCUUCACAGCAGCAAGCUGGACAAAGCCUCUGGGGCGCAGGGGCUGUCCAAGGACGAAGACGUGAAGACCUUUAAUCCAGAGGCUGCGUCUGCGGCGGGCAGCCAGCACAAGGGCAAGCAUGUGAUGGGGGCGCCCCCCCUGAUGAGCCUGCCCCCCCACUUGCGCAAACUCACCUCAGUUCAGCAGUGUGAGGUAAUCAUCCGCCAGCUGUGGAAUGCCAACCUCCUGCAGGCCCAAGAGCUGCAGCAUCUCAAGUCUCUCCUGGAAGGGACCCAGGGGUCGUCCCAGGCGGCGCCUGAGGAGGCUGGCCCGAAACCCACGGACCAAGAAGCCAUGCAGCUCCCCAAGGUCUCCAGCAAGGGUGUCUCUAAGAAAUGCCUGAUCCUGAGCCCAAUGCCUGUGGCGGAGCGCGCCAUCCUGCCCGCACUGAAGCAGACCCUCAAGAACAACUUUGCCGAACGGCAGAAGAGGCUGCAGGUGGUGCAGAGCCGACGGCUGCACCGCUCCAUGCUCUGAGGGCCUCCUGCAGUCCUUGCAGCGGCCUGCAGCCAGGCCUGGGCCACAGCUGGGAACACUAACCCUCUCUAGGCAGCAUUCCAAAAGAGUUCUAAUUCCACAUGAACCAAACCACAGCAGAUAAAGUCCUUGGUCUCAGAACUGAGAAACUUUAUUUUCUUGCUCAGUAUUUUGUUAUUCUGCAUUUACACAAAAACAUGUUAAAAGUAUUACUCC